Triticum dicoccoides is the source of this 620-nucleotide messenger RNA. RefSeq names its product abscisic stress-ripening protein 1-like. The record is from RefSeq and is a predicted model, not a curated record. The coding region runs from base 97 to 381 and encodes 94 amino acids. Lineage: Eukaryota; Viridiplantae; Streptophyta; Magnoliopsida; Poales; Poaceae. The transcript has 2 exons.
UACUGAUCAGAUCAUACACACCGCCGGCCCGUGGAUCACUUCACUCCAUCGCUGUUCCAUCCAUUGCUGUCCUCUUUGAAAGCUGCUAGUUCGUUAAUGGGGCGCCACAGCAGCAAUGCCAGCAAAGCCGAGGACGGCGGCGAGCAGCACCGCAAGGAGGAGAAGCAUCACAAGCACAUGGAGCAGCUCGCCCAGCUCGGCGCAGUGGCAGCCGGAGCGUACGCGCUGCACGAGAAGCACAAGGCGAAGAAGGACCCGGAGAAUGCCCGGUCGCACAGGAUCAAGGAGGAGAUCGCAGCCACGGUCGCCGUUGGUAGCGCCGGUUUCGCCUUCCAUGAGCACCACAAGAAGAAAGACGCCAAGAAGCACGGCCGCCAUUGAUCUUGGCACAUAUAUAUACCAUCCAUAGGCGGCAGCAGUCUAGCUACUUAUACGGUUACGAGGUUUCCAUUGUUGUCUUUUUCCAGGGUGUGUUAUUCUUCACUAUAUGUACGUCUAUUCUAUAGUAUAUGCACUGUUUAUAGCUACCUAAAAGUUGCUGCCCUUGUUCGUGGUACACUAUAUGUACAUCUGUCCUUGUCCUAAAGGUUUAUCAUGCAUGUAUCUAUCAAUGUAGUAUG